AUGAUUGAUUUAUGUCUAUCGACUAAAUCUUAUCACAUUCAAUUGAAUGAUGUAGAUUUAAAUUCAUGUAAUAACGAGAAUUAUAUUUUUGAUAUACUUUCAUUUAAUAUUUGGACGGACUAUUUGGAAAUACCCGGUUUUUUCGAUUGUUCAUUAUCGUUUAAUCUCAAACAAAAUUAUUCUGCCGUACAUUCGACGUAUUCGAUUCAACUCGAUCGAAAAUUAGGGCCACUAUGGAUGCCUAUUCCGUGUAUAACUGAUAAUUGUUCCGAACAAUCUUUAUGUACACUAAUGAAAAAUUCAUGUAGUUCAAAAAAAUCUUGCAGUACUAAUUGCCAAUUAUCAUCCGGAAGUCAUACACUGGAAAAUAUUCGUAUUCAAUUGAAAUCAACAUUAUUGGAACAUGAAAUAUUUACUAAUGGACAAUAUAGAUUCAAAAUUAAAUUUUAUGAUCAUAAAAAAAAGCCGAUCGGAUGUCUUACUGGUUAUUUAACACUACGACAAAACGACUAUUUGUUAUAA
This is a messenger RNA of Rotaria socialis, 522 nucleotides long. The record is from the annotation of a GenBank genome assembly. Lineage: Eukaryota; Metazoa; Rotifera; Eurotatoria; Philodinida; Philodinidae.